Electrophorus electricus (electric eel) is the source of this 1563-nucleotide messenger RNA. RefSeq names its product coagulation factor X (gene f10). Gene Ontology annotation, cellular component: extracellular region. NCBI's taxonomy places the organism in Eukaryota, Metazoa, Chordata, Actinopteri, Gymnotiformes, Gymnotidae. The record is from RefSeq and is a predicted model, not a curated record. Gene Ontology annotation, biological process: blood coagulation; proteolysis. Gene Ontology annotation, molecular function: calcium ion binding; serine-type endopeptidase activity.
GUUUUACGAUAAGAACUUGCCAUGUUUUGGGUCCUUGAGACCUUCAUAUGUCUACUUCUGGUACACUACGUCACUCCUGAGGUCUUCCUCCAGACCAAGGAUGCCAACCAGGUCUUCACACGAAACCGGCGGGCCAACAGCCUGUUUGAGGAGCUGAAAAAAGGCGACAUGGAGAGGGAGUGCAAUGAGGAGCGGUGCAGUUUUGAGGAGGCCCGAGAGAUCUUUGAGGACAAUGAAAAGACAGAUGAGUUCUGGAAUGUGUACGUAGAUGGAGAUGCAUGUAUAUCCCAGCCAUGUCUCAAUGCUGGUAUAUGUAAAGAUGGAAUAAAAAUAUAUACCUGCUUAUGCCCAGCCAUGUUUCAGGGGUACAACUGUGAGAUCGUAAUACCACAGCUGUGCGAGGACAAGAAUGGAGGCUGUGAGCACUUUUGCAAUGUGCAGCGCAACAGGGCGGUGUGCUCCUGUGUCAAAGGCUACAAGCUGGCUGCAGAUGGGAAGUCUUGCAAAUCUGAUGAUCCCUUCAAAUGUGGACAUGUGUAUCCCAAGGCAACCCGAAGUAUUUUCAUACAUCACCCCACAGAAAAUGUCACUGAUGUUCAUGCUGAUGAAGAGCAUGUCAUGGGUACAAAUGCAACAAAUUUGGUGCAAGCCACCACAAAAAAAGCUGCUUCUAAUACCACUGUGAAUGAACCGGAUAAUUUGUUUGGACUUGACCUGGAUGAGCUGGAUAAUCCUGUAACAGAGAAGCCAGUACUUCCAGAAGUUGUUGGAGACAAGAGAAUCGUUAACGGGGACGAUUGUCCACCCGGUGAAUGCCCCUGGCAGGCACUUCUGGUGAAUGAGGAAAAGAUCGGCUUCUGCGGUGGGACCAUUCUAAAUGAAUACUUCAUUCUAUCUGCAGCUCACUGCAUGAACCAAUCUCGUUCCAUCACGGUUAUUCUAGGUGAGUUUGACACCAUGAUCAGAGAAGGGCGCGAGGUGACGCACGCCGUCGACCAGGUCCUUGUGCACAUGAGCUACGUUCCAGAAACCUACCACAACGACAUUGCUCUCAUCAAGCUUGUUAAGCCCAUUAAGUUCACCAAGUACAUCCUCUCUGCCUGCCUGCCCGAUCGUGACUUUGCUGAGCGCGUGCUCAUGUUGCAGGAUGAUGGAAUGGUCAGCGGUUUCGGCCGCCUCUACGAAGGCGGCCCGCAGUCCACCAUACUGCAGAAGCUGACCGUGCCAUUCAUCGACCGGGCCACCUGCAUGGAGUCCACCAAGUUCAAGAUCAGCAACCGCAUGUUCUGUGCCGGCUACGACAAAGAGACCAAGGACGCGUGCCAGGGCGACAGUGGAGGCCCACAUGUCACCAAGUACAAAGACACCUGGUUUGUGACGGGCAUCGUGAGCUGGGGCGAGGGCUGUGCUCGCAAGGGGAAGUAUGGCGUCUACACGCAGGUAUCCAAGUAUAUCAAGUGGAUUGAGGCCGUCAUGGAAAAGGUUAUGCCCAAAAAGAAAGCUUCUGUAACAGCAAGGAAAAAGAGGCAGGUGCUUGGACAUACACCUGUGAUAUGGAUAUGA